GCGGGGUCUGCGAACCGGGGCGCUUGGAGGAAAGAGGUGCGGGAGGUUUUGUGAUCCUGAGAUGCCAGAUGAAAUAUGCCCGAAAUAAAAUUAAGUGGCAUUACUAUUGACUUCCCAUUUCCACCCUACGAAUGUCAGGAGGCAUAUAUGUCCAAAGUGCUUGAGUGCCUACAAAAGCAAGUGAAUGGGAUCUUGGAGAGCCCUACAGGCACUGGGAAGACAUUAUGCCUCCUGUGCUCGACCUUGGCAUGGCGAGCGCACUUCAAGGAUGCCGUUUCUGCGCAAAAGAUUGCCCAGCGAUUAAAAGGGGCAGAACUGUUUCCCGACCAGCCAUUGUCGUCUUGGGGCAGUGCUGUCACGGGGACCGAGGUUCCAGCUUAUUACACCGAUGUCCCUAAAAUAAUUUAUGCCUCCAGAACACAUUCUCAGCUUGCUCAGGUCAUCGGUGAAUUGAAGAAUACCGCUUACAGACCCAAAGUUUGUGUGUUGGGAUCCAGAGACCAGCUUUGCAUCCACCCUGAAGUUAAAAAACAGGAAAACAAUCAUAUGCAGAUCCACUUGUGUCGUAUGAAAGUGUCAAGCCGCUCGUGUCACUUCUAUAACAACAUGGAAGAAAAAAGCACCGAGAAAGACCUGAUCGAUCCCAUCUUGGACAUUGAAGACCUUGUUAAAAAUGGAAACAAACACAGAGUUUGCCCUUAUUAUCUUUCUCGGAGUCUGAAACAUCAAGCCGACAUCAUUUUUAUGCCUUAUAACUAUCUGCUGGACUCAAAGAGUCGAAGAGCUCAUAACCUGGACUUAAAAGGGGCUGUAAUAAUACUUGAUGAAGCUCACAAUGUGGAGCAAUUGUGUGAAGAAUUGACUUCUUUUGACCUGACUCCCUAUGACUUAGCUUCAGCUAUUGAUGCCAUCAACAUCGUCUUAGAAGACCAAGCCAAAAAAAUGGAACGGAAUGAAUUUAACGCUGAAUUCAAUACGGAAUAUGUCCAUUCAGGACUGAACAUGGAACUUGAAGAUAUAGCAAAAAUAAAGCGGAUUCUCCUGCAGCUAGAAAGCGCUAUUGACGACGUAGAACUCUCAAAUAAAGACGGAUUUACGAAAGAUGGAAGCUACAUAUUCGACUUGUUCGCAAAGGCUCAAAUCACAUUCCAAACCCAGAACUCUCUCCUUGAAUCACUGGAACAAAUUGUGCAGUAUUUAGCUGGCCGUUCUGGGAUAUUCACUAACACUGCUGGACUGCAUAAAUUUGCAGAUGUAAUUCAGACUGUUUUUAAUCUUGGUCCAUCAGAAGGGGUGCCUGACUGUGAGGUAUCAAAAUACUAUAAGGUCCAUAUCCGUCUUGAUGAAAACAAAAAAUGGAAGCCCCGGACCGAUUUGUGGAACUCCUUGCCAGUGAAAAAACAAGGGAAAAUCUUGAGCUACUGGUGUUUCAGCCCUGGAUUCAGCAUGCAGGAAUUGGUUCGCCAGGGAGUCCGCAGCAUCAUUCUGACGAGCGGGACCCUUUCCCCGCUAUCCACGUUUGCUUUGGAGAUGCAGAUACCAUUCCCAGUUAGUUUGGAAAACCCGCAUGUGAUUGACGAACAUCAAAUUUGUGUAGGAAUAAUCACCAAAGGACCAGAUGGAGCUUUGCUGUCUUCCACUUACGAAAAAAGAUUUACGGAAGAAUGCCUGUCCUCUGUCGGGAAAACCGUAGUUAAUCUUGUCCGAAUAAUACCAAAUGGACUCCUGGUGUUUUUUCCUUCAUAUCCGGUCAUGGAUAAAAGCCUGGAAUAUUGGAAAGCCCAUGAUUUUACAAAAAAAAUAGAAGCACUGAAGCCAAUAUUUGUAGAACCAAGACACAAAGGAGCAUUCACAGAGGCGAGCGAAGGUUUGGACUUUGCCGAUAAGAAUGGACGAGGCGUCAUCAUCACCGGCCUUCCGUACCCUCCUCGCAGGGACGCCAGGAUCCUAUUAAAGAUGCAGUUCUUGGAUGAAAUGAAGGCGAAAGAUAACAAGAAGAAGUGUUUGUCUGGAAACGCCUGGUACACACAGCAGGCUUCUCGUGCCGUGAACCAAGCUAUUGGAAGAGUUAUCCGACAUAGGCAGGAUUAUGGUGCCAUUUUCCUCUGCGACUCCAGGUUCGCUCUGCCUGAGACAAAAGCCAUGUUGCCCUCCUGGAUCCGCCCUCACGUCAAAACUUAUGAAAACUUUGGACACGCCGUCAGGGACUUUUCUCACUUCUUCCGUACUCUCCAACAGCAUAUGCCAGGUCCUCCAACUCCUCCUCGUCAUCUUUCUUCUACUGUCAUUGACGAAGAAAAUGAUUCCUCAUCUCCAUCUCUUGUUCCGUGCAAGCUGUUCCCUACCGGGACAAAAGCCAACGUCUUGGAAGACCACGUUCCUAGUCUGAAAAGGAAGCGGAUGGAUAACGGAGAAGCCGGACUGUGUGUGGCCUAUGGGCAGGGCCCAUCCUCUUCCAGAAGGCAGCCUGGAGGCCUCUUGGGUGCCCUGGAGCACAGCGAUAAAAGUUGUAAUGAAGCAUACGAGGAGAAACGCUUGCCGGGAGAAGAAUCGGCAAAGCGCUUGUCGACGCUGUCCCUUCAGCAUGAGAAAAAAAUGAUGGACCAGCAGAAAGGCGGCGGCAGGAAGAAAAUCAAGAUAGUCAGCGGCUGGCAAACUAACGAGGCAGCCAAUUCUUCGGACCCCAAGACGGCCAGAGCUGUCGCUUUUAUUGCAGCGGUGCAGAAAUCUCUGAGCCAGUUAAAUUUUGAUGUAUUUUCACAAACCCUCCACCAGUACAAAAAAAACCACGAUUUCGAUGCUAUGUUAUUUCAGUUGAGUGGACUUUUCUUAGAAGAUGAAAACACCCACACCCUACUGCGAGAGUUUUACCAAUUUAUUCGGCCUCAGCACAAGAAGCAGUUUGACGAAGCUUGCCGUUCCCUGACCGGAGUCGGCUGCGGAUACAAACCCGAGCACAGCCUUCUUCAAGAAGACAGGUUGUUAUUGGCUGAAAACGCAGGACAGGGCGAUGAGAAUAAAAUGACUUUUGGGGAAAAUUCUACUCAACAGCUUAAUUCCGUGCAGCAUUUAAACAAAGGCGGAGGACACCUGACGGCUGAUUUAAAUAUGAAAGGGGAAACCAGUGCCAAGGCCUCCGAUGUCUUCUCCAGACUUUCAUUCAGUACCACAAAGGAGAACGAGAAGGAGACCUACCUGUCAGCCUACGUCAGUGAACUCAAGAAGUGCCUGGACAAAGCCAGCUAUAAUACCUUCAAGUCAGCACUUGUCGCAUACAGGAAGACAAGUGACUAUGACUCGAUGGUGACCGUGGUCGUAGCCCUCCUGAUGGAAAAGCCGGAGAACUUCCACCUUCUACAGAGAUUUGCCACAUUCGUCCGCCCUCCUCACAAGGAACAAUUCCGACAGAUGUGCAGAGAACUCACUGGCACAGCUUUCCCCGAGGAGAACAGUGAAAAAAGUCCUCACGAUUCUUCCAAGAAUGAAGCCCCACAGCCGCUCCAAAAUCCAGACCCGCCGGAAAUUGAGAGAAAGCCCAGCAAAUUACGAGAAGCCACAGAGGACGGCAGCCUGCCUCUCUCCCCAAUAGGCGGUGGCUAUCAAUGUGCUAAAUGCGGUUCGGAGCACAGUGUGCCCUUUAAAUGCCAGCAGUGUUCCUUCACGUGUUGCAACAAAUGUUGGGAGGAUUCUUUGAAGCUUGCCAAGAAGUGCCCAGAAUGCCAAGCGGACACCAAGAGAAGACAUUUGGCCAUAUCUUACUGGCCAGAUCCCCCCGUGAAAGGCACGUAGAGUGAACACGUGAACUGUUCAACGGGUUCUACAGGCUGUACGGCUGCCACCAGCUGCUCCGUGUGGAAGAGGAACAACAAAAUUGCACAUGGUUUUAAGUCGGAUCCUCCAGGCUAACCCACCCCUUUCUUAAGAGAAGCCGCACGGUCUUCAACGUGACCAUUCUCCAGAUAUUUGAGCCACUCAAGUGUUCCUGUCUGUUUCAGUCAAUCUAGAUGGCAUUUAAAUCAGAGUUAAUAUUUUAUUAUCUUUUUCUAAUGAUGACCUUUGCAGUCAGGCCAGGUACCACAAGGCCUAUUGUCUUUAUUAUGGAAAAAUUAAAAAGGACUU
Messenger RNA from Pseudonaja textilis, 4119 nucleotides. The record is from RefSeq and is a predicted model, not a curated record. NCBI's taxonomy places the organism in Eukaryota, Metazoa, Chordata, Lepidosauria, Squamata, Elapidae.